AGAAAAUGUUAUAUAAGCCAUUUGAUAUCACUUCCAUUUUCUUUUUCUUUCUACUAUUCUUAAAAUUAUUAUUUAAAAAAAAAUGCAUGACAAUCAUAAUCCACCACCAACACCUGUUAUCAUGCUUCCCAUGACAGAAGCUGAUAAACAACGUCUUGGUAUACCAAAUAACCAUCCUCAUCCUCAGCAUCCUCAUCAUCAUGGUGCUGAAAUGCAUAUGAUGGCAGCUCCAAUGGGUGCAAUAAACAAUAGACCUCCAAAUGUAGGCGGUAUGGGUCCUAAUUUUGUAUUUAAUUUUAGUCAACCUCCUGGAUAUGGUCCUAUACCGAUGCCUGUAGCUAUAGCCGAGACCAGUCCUCCAGAAGAAAAGGUAGUUCUAGUUCAAGGUGAGCCUACAUGGAGAAAUCCACGUAGAGUUGCAAAACAGGGAGAACCAUUAAAGCCAGAACCAUGUAUCAUUCAAUAAUACAAAAAAAAAAAAAGAAAAAGAAAAGAAACUUAAUUCUAAUUUAUAGAUGCAU
This is a messenger RNA of Cokeromyces recurvatus, 521 nucleotides long. RefSeq lists its product as uncharacterized. NCBI's taxonomy places the organism in Eukaryota, Fungi, Mucoromycota, Mucoromycetes, Mucorales, Mucoraceae. The transcript has a single exon. The record is from RefSeq and is a predicted model, not a curated record. Bases 83 to 466 code for a protein of 127 amino acids.